AUGGCCCCCCGAUACGAUCGUCCUGGGGAAGAUCAAUAUCAGGACUCUGCAAAUGAAGAUCGGAGAAUUGGGACCGAACCUGGUCACAAAACUUCGCAGACGACCAGCAUACACCUCAGUCUGCAACCCGGAGAAACUCUCAGUCCGCAACGCAAGGAAGAGCUCUUCAGCGCAUACUUGAAGCAGCAGCUCCGGCGCCCGCCAUUGGACCCGUGUCCGUGGAUUCUGCAUCUACAGCCGCCGGAUGACGAUCCGGCUGCUGCAAGGGUGAGGCUGCUUGAUGAUCCCAACACGCGACUGGAACAGGUGCCAAGGAUCUUGGAGGAUUGCAUUGCGUUUGCAUCUUCGACGGAAAUGUCAAAAGACUCGUUUCGAAAAUACGUUGCCGAUGCUCAGUUCGGCUCGCGUGCUUUUCGCUGGCUUGGCAAGCACCUUGAUCGCGUCGAUCCGGUCGUGAAUAUACCACUUAUCGGACCACUGGUACAUUGCAUCGUUGCUGAGCGUAGCGAACAGCAGCUUGGGGAUUUGCUGUUCAUGGACUUGGUUCCAGCUUUCGCGUGUAACCGGACCGCUAAGAACUGGACGCGAUGGAGGGGUACUUUCCUUCGAGCCCUGGUGUUGUCGUCCAUUCAUUUGGACUCAUCUGAAUCGAAAGGAUUGAUGAAGGCUGUGAAUCAGUUUCGCUUCGCAAUCAAAGGAUGUCGGGAUUUCGAAGUCACUGGGCGGCCGUUUCACAUCAAUACCUACUCUGCUAUGUCUGAGCUCCAGCGAUAUCUCACGACGCCGGGUUGGUCAGUCGAGACCCCUCACGACUUUUCGUGGUCCAUAGAUUAUCUGCCAAGAGUUAGGAGCAACGUGCAUGAGAAAGCCUUUGUUAAGACACGGCUUACUCUGUAUCAUCCGACAGAAGCGUCGGCUAUGCCCGCGUUUGAAGUCCUCCAGCGAGUGGAUGAGAUGUGGGACGGACCGCUGCUCGAGAGCGCAAAAUCUCACCUGAUUCCAACAUCUCAUCCUAGUGCCGUACGGAUCUUGCAUCUUCUCAUCCAAACCAUGCAGAUCCUGCACCGCCAAGGCGAAUAUUCAAAGGCUCGUUGGGUGCUUGAUUGUGCGUGUCGCAGAGUACCUCGGGUCAUCACAUCCGACCCUAAUCGGCUGUUUCUCCCCAUCAGAUCUCGCGCAAACGACGUAUGGGCCCCUGCAGUCGAGACUCUAUCUGCAGGCCGGAUGCGGAAUGUGGAAGCAGCGGAGAGGAGCGAACAUAGGAACUCGAAGUGGAAAAAAAGGAAUCAUGCUCCAAUCAUCUACUUACGAUAG
Lecanosticta acicola is the source of this 1314-nucleotide messenger RNA. Lineage: Eukaryota; Fungi; Ascomycota; Dothideomycetes; Mycosphaerellales; Mycosphaerellaceae. The record is from the annotation of a GenBank genome assembly.